Molecule: messenger RNA, 1036 nt
Organism: Trichomonas vaginalis G3
Lineage: Eukaryota; Parabasalia; Trichomonadida; Trichomonadidae
Product: protein of unknown function, DUF4106 family
Exons: 1
Source: RefSeq, a predicted model, not a curated record
AUGCAAAAGGCAAUGAAAAGCGCAGAAUAUAUAAAAGCUAAUAAUGACUGGUUAGACGCCCAAGCCAACGCUAAAGCAGCCCAACUUAUAGGGUCAAUAAGGACAAAAAUACAAGCGGAUGAAGACAGUUCAAAUGAAGCUUUAACGAAUGCUGACUUUAAGAACGCCUUCGAAGCUCUUCAUAGUAAGGUGAAACUAGUGAACGACUUCUCAUCUGGAAAGAAACUGAAGUCUGAAGGUUUCGACAAAGAGUUAAAAGAAGUAGCACAAAAUAUGACGAAAAUAACAGAUGCAGCAACGAGACAGGCAGUUCAAAGUGCCCAUGACGCCGUUAGAACAGCUGUUGUGGAAAGUCAAGAAAAAGAGUUACAACAGACCAAAAGAGACCUAGUAAAUGCUUUCUUAAGAACGAAAAGUCAGGUAGGACAUUAUGCUGCAGAUGGAACAUAUGUGCCAGCUGGUGGAACUUAUAUACCAGCUGGUGGAACUUAUAUACUAGCUAGUGGAACUUAUAUACCACCAAACCCUCCAAGAGAAGCACCUGCACCAGGACUACCUAAAACAUUUACAUCGUCACAUGGACACAGACACAGGCAUGCACCAAAACCAACACAACAACCAACAGUUCAAAAUCCAGCACCACAACAACAACAACAACCAGCACAACAACCACCUCCACAACCAGCACAGCAACCAACAGUUCAAAACCCUGCACAACAACCACCUCCACAACCAGCACAGCAACCAACAGUUCAAAACCCUGCACAACAACCACCUCCACAACCAGCACAACAACCACAAACAGAGCAAGGACAUAAAAGAAGUAGAGAACAAGGAAACCAAGAUUUCUUAAAAAUGCUUAAGGAAGAAUAUGGUUACCCAGAUACUCUUGACUUUAGUGACAGAUAUAAAGAAGCUAUUAGAAAGUUCAAGGAAGGAAAUACAGACCCGAACCUAUUUAGCUUUAUGGUUCAGCACCAAAUGGGAUAUAAUUUCAAACCUGGAAAAUACAAGCUCGCUAAGGGAUAUGAUUUAA